UUUACGUUAUUUAUUACCAUCGAUUUGAGAAUCAAGUCAAGGUCGUCUGCAUCGAAUGACCCAAAUUCUGGGAAAAGGGAUAAUUUCGAAGAAUUACAAAACAAAAAGCGUCCUUGUCCAGAAACAUUGCUUGUGUGUCUUUAAUAUCCCAGCUGUACCUUUCACUUCUAUCCAUGGUGUAUCAGAUACAAUACAUUUUGGCUGGCAGAAAAGCACAUGUUUGUAAAAUGCAUCAAUUUUUUCGUUGUUUUCUUUGACUUCAAUUCGCGAGCAAGUUGAGUUUUUUUGUCUGUUUGUUUUUACCCAAACAAGAGGCUUAGUAAAAAUCAAUCCAGUUUGAUACAAUUCCUUAGCCGCCCAAUGGUCAGUGGGAAUUUUCGAGGUUUUGUAUAAAAGUAACUUGCUGCAUCCGUAUCAGUACCAUUCACAUCUUCUUCGUUCCACACUUAACAUCAACAAUCCAUUCUAAAGAAAAAUGGCAUUCAAGUUUGUCUUUGUUUUUGCAUUCGCACUUGUUGCUGUUGCCAGUGCCGGCUUACUACCUGCUGCUCAGGUGUAUCAUGCUGCUCCAGCGUUGGCUGUCGCUCAUCCGGUGUUGACCAAAGAUGCUGAACAAUACGAUCCUCAUCCACAGUAUAAAUUCUCAUACGAUGUGAAUGACAGUCUUACUGGCGAUGUUAAGAGCCAAGUUGAAGCCCGCGACGGUGAUAUUGUCCAAGGUGAAUACUCUUUGAAUGAUGCUGAUGGCUUCAAGAGGGUCGUUCAGUAUACUUCUGAUCCAGUUCAUGGAUUUAAUGCUGUUGUUAGUCGGGAACCACUGGGAGUUGCUGUGAAGGCUGUUGCUGCUGCUCCAGUUGCUUAUGCUGCUACUCCAGCUUUGAUCAAAUCUGCACCAGUAGCAUAUGCAGCUACACCAGCGUUAGCUUACCAUCAUUAA
This is a messenger RNA of Episyrphus balteatus (marmalade hoverfly), 937 nucleotides long. RefSeq names its product larval cuticle protein A2B-like. The transcript is spliced from 2 exons. Lineage: Eukaryota; Metazoa; Arthropoda; Insecta; Diptera; Syrphidae. Gene Ontology annotation, cellular component: extracellular matrix. The record is from RefSeq and is a predicted model, not a curated record. The coding region runs from base 476 to 937 and encodes 153 amino acids.